CUCUGAAGUCACUAAUUAACUCCUUUUUCCUAAAAGUAGUUGUACACCCUUAAAUCAAGCAAGAGAAUGCAUGAAACCUUGUUUUUGGUGCCGCCCAAUUCAUUCGCUUUGCUUCAUUAAGUUACUGUAACAUCUGGUUAUUAAAUUGAUUUGCAUGCUACCGAGUGUUUGAUUAAAUAGUGCCUAGUUGCCUAUGUGCGUGGUGAGUUGGUGACCCGCGCCCGCCGCGAGUCCGAGCGAGAGACGCGCGGAACCGGUCGCGCACCGCAUGUUGUGAAACGUGGAGAAUUCAAAGCAGCAUGUUUAGUUAAAAGUCAAAAUGCAAAGUGAAAACACAGCGGCUUUACUUCACACAAAUGAGUCAAGAACACGGCCGAAAAUGUCUGGCGGAGGGACAACCGGCGCGCUGCUGUACGCGGUGAGCGCGGCCGUGCUGGGCAUGCUGCAGUUCGGCUUCAACACCGGCGUCAUCAACGCGCCGCGCACCUUCAUCGAGAACUUCAUCCGCGACCAGUACUCCGCCACCGCCAACACCGGCCUCAUCUUCAGCGUCAUCGUCAGCAUCUUCGCCGUCGGCGGCAUGAUCGGCUGCCCCCUCGCCAGUUGGCUCGCAGAAAAACUCGGCCGAAAGAAAGCUCUGUUCCUCAACGCCAUUCUCGGCGUCGUCGGUGCUAUACUAAUGGGCUUCAGCCAGUUGGCGGGAUCUGUUGAAAUGCUCAUCAUUGGGAGGUUCAUAAUAGGAGUAAACUGCGGCUUCGCAACUACCGCCUCGCCGACCUAUGUAUCUGAAGUAGCCCCUCUCAGGCUGAGAGGAGCCUUCGGUACGGUGAACCAACUAGCAGUUGCCUUUGGAUUGGUUGGUGCUCAAAUACUCGGUAUCGAUGUGAUUCUAGGCAGCGACGCGGGCUGGCCGUGGCUACUGGGAUUAGCUAUUUUCCCAUCAGCUCUCCAGUGUCUCAUGUUACCAUUUGCGCCUGAAUCACCGCGAUUUUUGUUGCUAGCCGCCCACGACGAACAGAAAGCGAGGAUAGCUCUUACGAAAAUCAGAGGAACCACUGAAAUCAAUGAUGAGAUCAACGAUAUGCACGUAGAAGACCACGCUGCUAAGCAGGAGGAGAAAUUCACUAUUCCUGAUCUUUUCCGAAUUAGCCAUUUGAGGAAACCACUAUUUAUCGGAAUUGUUAUGCACUUGUCACAGCAAUUGGGUGGAAUUAAUGCAGUUCUGUACUAUUCUCAAACAAUUUUCGUUAGCGCUGGUCUAAACGAAGAGCCGGCUAGGCUGGCGACGAUUGGCGUCGGAAGCAUGCUGUUCAUUAUGGCCUUAGUAUCCAUUCCUCUGAUCGAUCGAUUGGGAAGACGCACGCUGCAGCUGACGGGUCUUGGUGGUAUGACCGUGUUCUCUAUCCUGAUGACGAUAGCUUUGCUGUAUAAGGACAAUCCUACGAUGAGUGUUUUCGCUGUGAUCUUUACAUUCUUGUAUGUGGCGUUAUUCGGCGUGGGCCCGAGCUCUAUUCCUUGGAUGAUAUUGUCCGAGUUGUUCGGGCAGGGUGCCCGGAGCGCCGCGGUGAGUGUGGGCGCGCUAGUCAACUGGUUCGCAAACUUCGUAGUAGGCCUAACAUUCAUUCCGAUGAGUGACGCCAUGGGUGCCUAUGUGUUCUUGCCCUAUACGGCGCUUCUAAUAUUAUUCUUCGUUUUCACAUACUUCAAACUGCCCGAAACUAAGAACAAGACGAUUGAAGAAGUCACAGCUCUCUUCAAACAGUAGGUAACCUCUCAAAUGCUAGACUUAAGCUACAUUCCUUAGGGUUAAGUUUCAUCGAUAUUGCAAUAAGUAUUUAGUCUUACUAAUUUUUACUACCUACCUACUUUUUUCUUUUAACUCAGGUUAAAUAGAAAAUCUUCACAAUACUGUGCUGUUGUCAAAAGCGAGUAUUUUUAAAGAAAUCUUGUAAAACAUGAGAUAAAAUUUUCCUUUACCAGAUCAAACCGCUGGGCUAAUGGUCGUAAAAUAACCAUUCUUUAAGAUAAGAUAAAAGAAAAUAACUAGAAACUUUGGCGUGGUUAAUACUUAUUGAUCGCUGGAUCAUCAGUUUCGCAUAAAUUAGAAAGACUGAGCCAUCACCAAAAUGUUUCUAAACCAAGUACUUACUAUGUAAUUUUAUAAAUAUGAGUAUUUUAGAUACGAAUUAAAUAAUAAUGUUUAGAAUUCAUCAAAAUAUUAUUAACAUCUAUCAUUUCUUAUAAAUUCGAUGGAUUUACCAUCCCCGUUUACAGAAGUACCUAUUACAGAUUUUUUAUAAACUUACUAAGUAUUAUUGUAUCCUAUCCCAUUCUAGCGUGUCCAAAGGUUUGUGGGCCAAAAGACAAUGCCGGAAAUUGGCGUCUUUUUUUUUUCGCGCGGCCAUCCACGAAACUUUGUUUUUUGAUUA
Ostrinia furnacalis (Asian corn borer) is the source of this 2429-nucleotide messenger RNA. RefSeq names its product glucose transporter type 1. Bases 320 to 1765 code for a protein of 481 amino acids. Gene Ontology annotation, biological process: monosaccharide transmembrane transport. NCBI's taxonomy places the organism in Eukaryota, Metazoa, Arthropoda, Insecta, Lepidoptera, Crambidae. Gene Ontology annotation, molecular function: hexose transmembrane transporter activity. The record is from RefSeq and is a predicted model, not a curated record. Gene Ontology annotation, cellular component: membrane. The transcript has 2 exons.